AUGGAAGCUCUGCUACGAGUAUGUAUUUUAACCUUGAAUUAUAUGUUUUGUCGAUAUGAGAAUCACCCAACCCUCUUUGGGCGAUCAUCCUAUACAAGUCCUCACAGUUUUGGUAUAAGGGCAAUUGCCGUUCCAACAUCCAAAAAGCCCAUACCUGUAAAUCGAGGGAGGCGCCCGAUAGAGUUCAAGCCUCGAUACGGACUAAUCUAUUCAACGUACAUAAGCCACAAUCGAUAUCUCGGCCGGGUCUCGACUUCAAGAUCCGGAGCCUCAGGUCGUCGCUUAAUAUGUAAAGCCUUUAAACACGAGACCUGUCCUGCAACUCAUUCAUCCUGUUACCUGAUAGGACGUCAACUCGCACAAAAGUCCUUUCCACAGCGAAUAUAUUUUCGGCUCUCAUUUCAUCAAUCCGAGACGCCGCAUUGCAGGCGCAACAGCAUGAGCCAACCAACAGAGAAAACUGCACCUUGUUCCGUUACAAAAGUGCCCUUCACCGUUUCGAUGAAUAAUGAUUCAAUCUGCUUGCUGAUUCGCCCGUCAAAAGCGAACCAGACUCCUGGGAAGUUUCCGGAGUACCUACCUAGGGAGGAAAGAAAAUGGGACUCUCUGCUAAGUUUAUUGUGA
This is a messenger RNA of Fusarium proliferatum ET1, 624 nucleotides long. RefSeq lists its product as uncharacterized. The transcript is spliced from 2 exons. Lineage: Eukaryota; Fungi; Ascomycota; Sordariomycetes; Hypocreales; Nectriaceae. Bases 1 to 624 code for a protein of 207 amino acids. The record is from RefSeq and is a predicted model, not a curated record.